This is a messenger RNA of Arctia plantaginis, 7317 nucleotides long. Lineage: Eukaryota; Metazoa; Arthropoda; Insecta; Lepidoptera; Erebidae. The record is from the annotation of a GenBank genome assembly.
AUGUGGUCGAGGAACUUUAUACCGGAUUAUGGGAUUCAAUUGCUCUCAUUCUUCGUAUUACUAUCGACAUUGGCCACAAGGAUCGAUGGUGUCGAAGGUUUCGUGUCCUGUUCGCCGUCACCAUGCAAGAACGGUGGCACAUGUUUAUCUACACCGAGAGGGGAAUAUUUUUGCAAUUGCACGUCCCGAUACGCAGGCGAGUUCUGCCAGCAUCUGAACCCUUGUCAUAGCGAGUCGAGCCCCCGUUGCCAGAACGGCGGAUCUUGCCGCGUCAGGCCUGGGGUCGGAGGCGGACCUCCGUCCUUCGCCUGUGACUGUCCUCUGGGUUACAGCGCUUCACUAUGUGAGAUAAGAAUACCGGCUGCAUGUGACUCUGCACCUUGUUUAAACGGAGCAACGUGCAGACUCACUUCGUUAGAUACCUAUGAAUGUGAUUGCCCGCCUGGGUAUACAGGAAACGAAUGCUCACAUGAAGACCAUUGCGCGUCCCAACCAUGCCGCAAUGGGGGUCGUUGCGUAGCUGAUAACAGCACAAAUGCUGGGUACUCCUGCGCCUGUCCCCCUGGCUUCACCGGCUCCCGUUGUACAGAAGACGUGGUCGAAUGUUCUAGUGGGCCCGGACCGUGUCACCACGGCCGGUGUUUCAACACCCACGGGUCGUAUACUUGUGUUUGUGAGCCAGGGUAUACAGGAAGGGACUGUGACGCGGAGUAUGUACCGUGUGAGCCAUCCCCGUGCCAUCACGAUGGAAGGUGCACACCGUUGGAUCAGCUGAGAUACGAGUGCGAUUGUCCACCAGGUUACCGCGGUCAGAACUGCGAGAUCGACAUCGACGACUGUCCCGGUCACUUGUGCCAGAAUGGUGCGACCUGCGUUGAUGGGCUUAACUCCUACACUUGCGAGUGCCCGCCCACUUUCACCGGAACCCUUUGCGAGACCGAUGUGGAUGAAUGCGCGCUCAGACCUCUGGUAUGCCAGAACGGAGCGACCUGCACAAAUUCCGUGGGUGGUUUCUCGUGCAUCUGCGUCAACGGUUGGACUGGGCCGGAGUGUUCAGUGAACAUCGAUGACUGCGCAGGAGCAGCGUGUUUUAAUGGAGCUACAUGUAUAGACAGGGUUGGAGCGUUUUACUGUAAAUGCACGCCGGGAAAGACUGGUCUCCUGUGCCAUCUAGACGACGCCUGUACAUCGAAUCCAUGUCACGCAGACGCAAUCUGCGAUACGAGCCCGAUCAACGGCUCUUACACAUGCUCCUGCGCUUCUGGCUACAAAGGACUUGACUGCUCUGAAGAUAUCGACGAGUGUGAACAAGGAUCACCAUGUGAACAUGAUGGCAUCUGCGUGAACACUCCAGGCUCCUUCGCUUGCAACUGUUCAGUCGGCUUCACUGGUCCACGCUGCGAGACCAACGUUAAUGAGUGUGAGAGCCAUCCUUGCAGAAACGAUGGCUCAUGUCUCGAUGACCCGGGAACUUUCAGAUGUGUCUGCAUGCCUGGUUUCACCGGUACGCAAUGCGAGGUGGAGAUCGACGAGUGUGCGAACAACCCCUGUCUAAAUGGAGGAGUUUGCCAUGACCUGAUCAAUGCCUUCAGAUGCACUUGUGUCAUUGGGUUUACAGGCACUCGAUGUCAGGUCAACAUCGAUGACUGCGCGUCAAGUCCAUGUCGGAAUGGCGGCAUUUGUCACGACUCCAUUGCUGGGUACACAUGCGAAUGUCCGCCCGGAUAUACUGGCAUGUCCUGCGAAACGAAUAUAAAUGACUGCUUAUCUGCUCCGUGCCACCGAGGAGAAUGUAUCGACGGAGACAACAGCUUCACCUGCAAUUGUCACCCAGGGUACACCGGCAGAGUCUGUCAAACGCAGAUCAAUGAAUGCGAAUCUAAUCCGUGCCAGUUCGGCGGCCACUGCGAGGAUCUGAUAGGCGGUUACCAAUGUCGCUGUAAACCAGGCACUUCAGGCCGAAACUGCGAGAUAAACGUCAACGAAUGCUACUCAAAUCCUUGUAGAAACGGCGCUACUUGUAUCGACGGAAUUAACAGGUACACCUGCGAGUGCAUCCCUGGCUUCACGGGCCAGCACUGCGAGACCAACAUCAACGAGUGCCUAUCCAACCCUUGCGCCAACGGGGGCAAGUGCGUCGACAGAAUCAACGGCUUCCGGUGUGAAUGCCCUAGAGGGUAUUAUGAUGCUAGAUGCCUGUCAGACGUAAACGAAUGCGCUUCGAACCCCUGCAUCAACGGCGGAUCUUGUGAGGAUGGAGUCAAUCAGUUCAUCUGUCACUGUUUGCCUGGAUACGGAGGUCAACGAUGCGAACGAGAUAUCGACGAGUGCAGCUCUAACCCUUGCCAACACGGAGGCACGUGCCACGACCGACUAAACGCUUACAAAUGCGACUGUGUUCUAGGAUUUACUGGUGUGAAUUGUGAAACAAACAUCGACGACUGUGCCGGUAACCCUUGCCUGCACGGCGGAUCGUGCAUCGACCUCGUCAACGGGUACCGCUGCGUAUGCGCACCUCCCCACUCCGGCCGGAACUGCGAGAACACUCUCGAUCCUUGCACUCCUAACCAGUGUCGUCACGGCGGUCGAUGCGUGGCGGAGGCGUCGUACGCGGAGUUCACGUGCGCGUGCCCGGUGGGCUGGACGGGCGCGCUGUGCGAGCGUGACGUGGACGAGUGCGGGGUCACGGCGCCGUGCCACAACGACGCCACGUGCAUCAACACCGAGGGCUCUUACGCGUGUCUCUGCGCCAGGGGUUACGAGGGCAAGGACUGCGCCAUCAAUACUGACGACUGUGCCUCUUUCCCCUGUCAAAAUGGAGCAACAUGUCUGGAUAGCAUUGGCGACUACAACUGCGUGUGCGCAAGCGGGUUUGCGGGGAAACAUUGCCAAGUGGAUAUCGAUGAGUGUCAGUCUAACCCUUGUAUGAACGGGGCUACAUGUAACCAGUAUGUGGCAUCAUACACGUGCACGUGUCCGCUCGGGUUCUCCGGCAUCAACUGUCAGACGAACGACGAGGACUGUACCGAAUCCAGUUGUAUGAACGGAGGCACGUGCAUAGAUGGGGUCAACUCUUACAACUGCUCCUGUGUGCCUGGGUACACCGGUUCCAACUGUCAGUUCCGCAUCAACAUGUGCGACAGUUCACCUUGCGACAACGGGGCGACAUGUCACGACCACGUCACGUACUACACGUGCCACUGCCCCUACGGUUACAUGGGCAAACAUUGCGAGUCUUAUGUUAACUGGUGUGAAGUGAACCCGUGCGAGAAUGGCGCGACGUGCUCGCAGAAGGGUCCUCAGUAUACGUGCACGUGCGCGCCCGGAUGGUCAGGCAAGCUCUGCGAUGUGGAGAUGGUCUCGUGUAAAGACGCCGCUAUAAGAAAAAGUGUAAAAUUAAAACAACUAUGCAACAAUGGAUCUUGCGAAGAUAUCGGCAACUCACAUCGCUGUCACUGCUUAGACGGAUACACAGGUUCUUACUGUCAAAAAGAAAUCAAUGAGUGUGAUUCAGCACCUUGUCAAAACGGAGCAGUCUGCAAAGAUCUUGUAGGGACGUACCAAUGCCAGUGUGCUAAAGGUUUUCAGGGUCAAAACUGCGAACUUAACGUUAACGAUUGCCUACCGAAUCCUUGCCAGAACGGAGGAACCUGCCACGACCUCAUUAACAACUUCUCUUGCUCAUGUCCUUUCGGUACUCUUGGUAAAAUAUGCGAGAUAAACGUUAACGAUUGCAAACAGGACGCUUGUCACAACAACGGCACUUGUAUGGACAAAGUUGGAGGGUUUGAGUGCAAAUGUCCACCUGGGUUUGUCGGUCCUCGGUGCGAAGGAGAUAUCAAUGAGUGUCUCUCUAACCCGUGCUCGUCCCCAGGCACACAAGACUGCGUCCAACUUGUAAACGAUUACCACUGUAAUUGUAAGCCUGGAUACAUGGGCAGACACUGCGAUGCCAAAGUUAACUUUUGCGCAAACUCACCAUGUCAAAACGGAGGUGCAUGUACCGCAAUUCAAGGAGGACACGAAUGUCUGUGCAACGAAGGCUUCUACGGCAAAAACUGCGAGUAUUCUGGUUAUGCUUGCGAUUCCAAUCCGUGUCAGAACGGCGGAUAUUGUCGGACAUCUGAAAUGGGAUAUGUAUGCGAUUGUCCAUCAGGCUUAUCAGGCAUCAACUGCGAAAUUGAUUCAAUGAACGAAUGUCUAAGCAGUCCUUGCAAACAUCCAGAAGCAAGAUGUAUGGACCAACCAGGAGACUACCUAUGUUACUGCCCAAGGCAUUGGACUGGCAAGAGUUGCGAAAUUCACGAUCCACACUCUAGAGGUGGAUAUGGCAGCCCUCUUAACGGCGGAUUCAGUUCAAAGAACCCAAGCUUGACUUUCGAGGAGCUAGACCUAGCAUUCCAAAGGGAACAAUGCGUGAAAAAAGGCUGCAAGGAGAAGCAAGGAGACCACCAUUGCGAUGAAGAAUGUAAUACAUAUGCUUGUGAAUUUGACGGCAAUGAUUGUUCUCUUGGCAUCAAUCCUUGGGCAAACUGUACAGCGCCGAUCAAAUGUUGGGAGGUAUUCAUGGAUGGCGAAUGUAACGAAGUCUGCAACACUCAAGCUUGUCUAUUCGACGGUAGAGAUUGCCAGAAGUCCUUGCAACAGUGCAAUCCAAUUUACGAUGCUUAUUGCCAGAAACAUUACGCUAACGGCCACUGUGACUACGGAUGCAACAACGCCGAAUGUAACUGGGACGGUCUGGAUUGCGAGAAUGAACCUCCACAUUUAGCCGAAGGUGUAAUGUCUGUAACCCUGCUUAUGGACAUGAGAACUUUCAAGGAAAAUUCGGUAGCUUUCCUUCGAGACUUGGGUCAUAUGUUAAGAACAACAGUGGUUAUAAAGAAAGAUCAUUUAGGUAACGAUAUGGUAACAGAAAGAGGACAGUCCGGUGUACAAGUUUACUUAGAAAUCGACAAUAGGAAAUGUACGACAAUGUCUGGAUCUGAAUGUUUUUUCUCGGCCAAGGAAGCUGCAGAGUUCUUAGCAGCUACAGCAUCUAAGCAUUCCUUGUCUCCUAACUUCCCCUACCUCGAGGUCAAGAGUGUGGAGCAAACAGAUAACGAUCCGCCAGUGCCUACUAAUUCCAAAUACGUUUUUAUCGGAGUAAUUUUAGUGCUACUAGCCGGUCUUUUGAUCGGUGUGCUAGUGACGGCUCAAAGGAAACGCGCAGCUGGUAUCACAUGGUUCCCGGAAGGUUUCAUACGUAACAAUUCCGCAACUAGACGGCAUUCCCGCAGACGAGUACCUGAUGGACAAGAAAUGAGAAAUUUGAACAAAGGAUCUAUUGGGUGUAUUGAUGUAGAUAUAAAUGGUAGUCAUAUGGGUCCACCCCACCAUUGGUCUGAUGAGGACGAUGAUGGGUCUGCGCCGCCAAGAGCCAAGCGUGCGAGAGGUCCGGGUGACGCGAAUGGAGCUCCUGGUGGUUAUGCGUCCGACCAUACAGCGAUCACUGAUUAUGAAGAGGCUGGUCAUGAUUCGAGAGUUUGGACACAGCAACAUCUGGAUGCGGCUGAUAUUAGAGUUCCACCCAGCAUGAUGACUCCGCCUGCUAUUCACGACCCUCACGGAGUUGAAGUAGAUGCAAGAGGUCCAUGCGGUAUGACUCCUCUGAUGGUGGCAGCCGUUCGAGGUGGGGGGCUGGACGCGGGGUCCGACGCGGAGGACGAACAGACCGCACACAUAAUCGCUGAUCUGGUUGCUCAAGGGGCACAGUUGAAUGCAGCUAUGGAUAAAACAGGAGAAACAAGCUUACAUUUAGCAGCAAGGUACGCUCGAGCUGAUGCCGCCAAGCGGUUGUUGGACGCCGGCGCGGACGCCAACUCGCAGGACAACACGGGCCGGACGCCGCUACACGCUGCCGUGGCGGCCGACGCCAUGGGCGUUUUCCAGAUACUGCUGAGAAACAGAGCCACUAACCUUAACGCUAGGAUGCACGAUGGGACUACACCGCUUAUAUUGGCUGCUAGGCUGGCCAUAGAAGGCAUGGUGGAGGACCUAAUAAACGCAGACGCUGAUAUUAACGCGGCGGACAACAGCGGCAAGACAGCGCUGCACUGGGCCGCCGCCGUCAACAACAUCGACGCUGUCAACGUGCUGCUCGCGCACGGCGCCAACAGAGACGCGCAGGACGAUAAGGACGAAACACCAUUAUUCUUAGGAGCUCGCGAAGGUUCAUUCGGCGCGUGCCGUGCUCUACUGGACGCGCUGGCCAACCGCGAGAUCACCGACCACAUGGACCGACUGCCGAGGGACGUGGCGCAGGAGCGGAUGCACGAUGACAUCGUGCGGCUGCUGGACGAACACUGUCCCAGGCAUCCGCCGCAGCAUCACCAUCUCAUGUCAUCACCAAACCCGCACCCGCAGCUGAUAAGUCAACCUACGGUGAUAAGCACGGCUGCAAAAGGCAAACCCAAAAAGUCCCGCGCCAAAGCGGGGCCGGACAGUCCGCAAGACCAACCUUAUGACAACAAUAAUUUACAAACGACACAGAUUAGACGGAAAGCGAGUGUAAAAAAGAGCAAUAAAAAAGUGGCGCAAGAAGUGCCACAGAGUGUGGAGAGCCUCGGCUCUAGCCUCAGCCCAGUAGAAUCUCCGCUACAAAAUUUACAGGACUUGCCGUCGCCGUACGACGCGACGUCGCUUUACUCGAACGCCAUGGCGCAGUUCGUGCUGGAGCCGCGCGUGCAGCACAAGCAACCGCCCAGUUAUGAAGACUGUGUCAAGUGGCACAUCCCGCAGACGGGUGCGGCGCUGCAGCAGUCGUUCGGCGGCGGCCUGUCCUCGCUGUCGCCGCCAUACUCCAACCACUCGCCCACGCACAGCAACCACACCACCUCCCCGCACGCCUAUAUAGGGUCCCCGUCGCCGGGCAAGUCGCGGCCGUCGCUGCCGACGUCCCCGGCGCACAUGGCUGCGCUGCGCCACUCGCACCAGCACCAGCUCGACGCCGCCGCGUACUCCGCGCUCGCGCACCUCAGCGCUAACGGUCAGCACGCGGGCAGCGCGCUGCAGGCCGCCAUGACGCACGCGGCCGCGCUCAACCAGGCGCAGGCCGCGCACCACCCCGCACUCAACAUGAUGUCCGGUUUAUACGGCUGGGGGAUAGGUGACACGUUCCCCACACCAUCACCGGAAUCCCCAGAACACUGGUCAUCGCCAUCGCCACAGACGCCACUGACGCAAUCGCCUCACUCGGACUGGUCGGACCGCGCCGCGCUCUCACCCAAUGAGAUACAACAGACCAAUAAGAGCGGCACUGAAGCCAUUUAUAUAUAG